Molecule: messenger RNA, 2234 nt
Organism: Cydia amplana
Lineage: Eukaryota; Metazoa; Arthropoda; Insecta; Lepidoptera; Tortricidae
Product: serine/threonine-protein kinase GA29083
Exons: 14
Coding region: 238-2094 (618 amino acids)
Biological process (GO): intracellular signal transduction; protein phosphorylation
Molecular function (GO): protein kinase activity; ATP binding
Source: RefSeq, a predicted model, not a curated record
CGUACUCGUACACUACUAUCUAUCUAUAUAGCCAAUGAACCAACCGUUCGCAUAAAAUAGGUACCUAAUAGUGCCUACUUAGCUUUACGCUGCUUUUCGUGUGAUUCAUAAAUUUAUCGAAGCCAUAGCCGCUAAUUAAUUAUUUGUUCUAGUUUGUCUAUCCAUGUGACGUUAUCAAAAGUUAUUUUAUUCGAAUCCACAUACAGUAAGGUUUGCUGAUUGUUGGAGGAAAAAAGGAUGGAGAAUUUGAGCGGGAGCGGAAGUCAAUCGAGUUCCGUUAGUGAGCUCGAAAAAGAUUUUAAUGAAAUAUUGCAAAACAGAAAAGACCACCGUAGUAUAGUUCUUCGAACGUCAGCUUCUCGAAAAGCAAAACGAGUAAGGUUUUUUCGGAACGGUGACAAGUUCUACUCGGGAGUUAUAAUUCCAGUCUUGCCUGAAAGAUACAGGUCUUUUGAUAGUUUAAUAGCAGAUUUAACAAGAGUAUUAGUGGACAAUGUGACAUUGCCCAGUGGUGUCCGGACAAUAUAUGCUUUAGAUGGUAAAAAAAUAGGAAAACUUGAUGACCUUGAAGAUGGCCAAUCCUAUGUGUGCAGUGGAUUUGGAGAACCAUUUAAACGAUUGGACUAUGAAGCCAAUGCUGUGACUCCACAGUCGUUCAGAUUAAGUGGGCCCAAAUCACCUAGUGACAGUCCAAGUCUGAAAGCUAUCAACAGAAGCUAUUCCCGAUGUAUCCAGGCAAACGGCGCGCUAGCAGCCAGCAACGGGACCGCGCGGAUCAGUCCGGUUCCUUCGGAAACCUUGAUUCGAUCACGUAUCGUAACCAUCAUAAGGAACGGAGUAAAGCCACGCAAGGUAUGCAGACUGUUGCUGAACAAGCGCAACAGCCCGACACUAGAGCAGGCGUUGGCCUCCAUCACCGACUGCGUCAAACUGGACACGGGGUGCGUUCGGAAAGUGUUUACGCAGUCCGGAACUCCCGUCACCGCAUUGCACCAGUUUUUUCAAGGCGAAGACGUGUUUUUUGCGUACGGAAAUGAAAGGGUAAAUCAGGAAGACUUUGAACUCGAAUUUGAAGAAAGUAAAGCUGUGCUACAAUGCAGAAAGACACCCAUUACCAGAACUACAAGGAGAGGCACGCCACCGCGCAUGCCAAAGAAGGCCGGUGGGGCGAGCUGCAAAGCGGAGACGGGCGAAACGCCCGACGAUGCGCCCAUCUCCAUCGACCUGUCGCUUAUGCCGCAGCCUCUAAGGCUCAAGUACAACAUCGGGGACAUCAUAGGCGAAGGCAAUUUCGCAGUGGUGCGCAUUUGCAAUAACAAAACGACUGGCCAAAAGUAUGCUCUGAAAGUAAUAGACAAGCUAAAAUGCAAGGGCAAAGAGCAUUAUGUAGCAGCAGAGGUCCGAGUGAUGCGAAAGCUGUGUCACCCGCGUAUCGUCACACUGUAUGACGAGUUCCACACGCCGGAAUGGCUUUUCCUCGUACUGGAGCUUGUUAGCGGUGGCGACUUAUUUGACAACAUCACCGCCUCCGGUGUGUUCUCGGAAGCGCAGGCCCGCUUGCUGAUCAGCCACCUAACAUCCGCCAUAGCGUACAUACAUUCGCUCUCCAUCGUACAUCGCGACAUUAAACCUGAAAACCUAUUGGUGGAGAUAGCCCCAGACGGCACCAUACGAGGCUUAAAGCUUGCAGACUUUGGUCUAGCCGUCGAGGUCAUGGGGCCACUGCGCGCCAUCUGCGGGACCCCCACAUACGUCGCACCUGAGAUCCUCUUGCAAACUGGCUACGGCUUAAAGAUCGACGUAUGGGCGGCGGGCGUGAUCCUAUACAUCCUGUUGUGCGGCUUCCCUCCGUUCUCGUCCCCCAACGGCGACCAGGAGCGGCUGUUCGACGCGAUCCUGUCCGGGCGGCUGGAGUUCCCCGCGCUGCCGUGGAGGCACGUGUCGGCCGGCGCCAUCGACCUGGUGGCCAACAUGCUGCGCCCGCAGCCGGAGCUGCGCUUCGCGGCCGAGGACGUACUCGACCACGCGUGGAUGUCGGAGGACUACGACGGGAACUGCGACUCGGGGCUGUGGCAGGACGUGGACUCGUCAUAGCGCGGCGCCGGCGCCGCACCGCGCGCGCGCGCCCCUCGCUCCCUGUAGCUGUAGUGCAGUCCCGGCCUCCGAGCCUCACGGCGAUCAUAACGUAAAUGUCAAACGGCAAAAUACUUACCGCCUUACAAUUCAACUUGUAA